CCAGAUCUAUUCUACAUUGAAACUUGGUGCCAACAUCAACUGGUGUUUGCAGCGAUGGUGUGGGAUGUUACGGUGAUGGUGACGAUCAGCGAUGGUGCCGGCAUUCUUCUUCUUCAGCAGUCUCUUAACCAUCAGAUCGUCUUCUUCAUUCUCUCCAGAAGCAGCAUGGUUGGCGUGGUCUCUUGGCAUCCAAUCUUGUUGAUUGUUGGGAUAGCAACGGCGACGGAGACGAAGAAGAAGACGUCGAAAUCAAAGACAAAGACCAUUCUAUUCUCGAUCAUUGGUUCAGUGAUUUACCAAAUUAAAGGUGACAAGAGUACAAGAACCCUAAUGGGCCUCUCAUCUUCAAUGCCAAUGUCACCACAACCACUCCAACGACAUUCUGAAUCAGAAAGUAGUGACGCUCUUACCACUUGAUAAAUUUGAUUCAG
This is a messenger RNA of Rhododendron vialii, 431 nucleotides long. RefSeq lists its product as uncharacterized. The transcript is spliced from 3 exons. The record is from RefSeq and is a predicted model, not a curated record. The coding region runs from base 55 to 417 and encodes 120 amino acids. NCBI's taxonomy places the organism in Eukaryota, Viridiplantae, Streptophyta, Magnoliopsida, Ericales, Ericaceae.